AAUAUGAGUGCCGAAGGACCGGAAGAUGCUAUCUAGUAGUAUUCGCUACUAGCUGGACACUGGACAGUACCUCAUUAACUAACACGCUAACGGCAGUUAAUUUAACCAUUUUAAAUAUUUGCCAUACAUUGGCUGAGAUAAGUCUUAUUUUAUGUUGCCAUUGAAAUCCCUGAGAUGGCAGACGAUGAAGAUGAUUAUAUGUCAGACGCCUUCCUCAAGAAGAUGGAAGAAGUGAGACCAGGCGUGCCCAUGGUGAAACGAGUGAAAGCCGCACUGAAAAGAGAAACACUGCACAAGGAAAAAAAUGAAAAGAACCGUCAGAAGACCUACAAGGAGCAGGAGCAGGAGAGUCGGGAGGCCUUGCUGCACAACAGCAUCAGCAAUGAAAACCGAGGUUUUGCAAUGCUACAGAAAAUGGGCUACAAAGCUGGCCAGGGACUGGGAAAAGACGGGGCAGGAAGGGUUGAACCUAUUCCACUGAAUAUCAAAACAGACCGAGGUGGCAUUGGAAUAGAGGAAGUGAAAAAGAGAAAGGCGGAGGAGAAGCUGGAGCAUUACAGGCGCAAGGUACAGGUGAAACAGCACGUUGAGAAGCAGUCACUGGAGGACUACAGGGCCAGGAUGAAGAUAGAGAGGGAGGAGAGGCAGGCGGAAGGGGACCUCAGGAGGAGCCAGCGCGCCUGUGAGCAGCUGGACAGCCAGAAGCACAUUAGUGUCCCAAGAGAAAGCUGGUACUGGCCGGAGACUGACUGUGACAAAGAGGAAGACGACGACGAAGAGACUGAAGCCAAGCAAGAGAACGAGGAAGACGAGGAAGAAGAGCUCACUGCUGUAGACAAGCUGCAGAUUUUGACAUCAUACUUAAGAGGCGUGCAUUUCUACUGCAUAUGGUGUGGGACCACGUACAAUGAUGAAGAGGAUUUGACAUCAAACUGUCCAGGUGACUCGGCCGCGGACCAUGACUGAACGGGCCAGUAGCCUAUGGAACGAGAGAAGCAUUCCCAGCCCUUACGCUGCUAGUCUUCCUCAGUUCCUGCGGAGCAUCUGGACAUGGACAUUAGGGAAUGACAGUCACUGUCACUUGGGUGGUUUCAGACACGCUGUAUAUAUGAACAGUGUAUUUCAAAGUAUUUUGUAAAAUAGUUCUUUAGUAAUGUUAUUAAAAAUAUAAAAUAGUUGUAGCCUAAUUUGGUAUCUGCCUGAAAUAGAAAACAAAAGUUUCUGUAUUGAGGUGAGGAAAUCUGUAGUCUGUAACUUACAGUAAAUGUUUUCUCCUAAUGAAUGUUUAAGCUUAAAGCCGAUUUUUGUAGUCAUUGUAUUUUCUUGCUUGUGUUUUAGUUUCGUGUUAUAAAAAUAAAGUCUUGUUUCAGAGUGAAGAA
Messenger RNA from Anguilla rostrata (American eel), 1379 nucleotides. RefSeq names its product G patch domain containing 11 (gene gpatch11). Gene Ontology annotation, molecular function: nucleic acid binding. The transcript has 8 exons. NCBI's taxonomy places the organism in Eukaryota, Metazoa, Chordata, Actinopteri, Anguilliformes, Anguillidae. The record is from RefSeq and is a predicted model, not a curated record. Gene Ontology annotation, cellular component: kinetochore. Bases 175 to 966 code for a protein of 263 amino acids.